GCCCGCUUCGUCCGGCAUCCGGCCCCUAGAUGCCUUCUGGGAAGCCCGCCAGCAGGAUCCGACCACAGCUGCGCUCUCCCCGCUGGCGAUCCAGGGAACUUAGUUGCUACGCCGGGCACCAUCCUCUCCGCUCCCCGCCCCUUCCCGCUUUCCUUUCUGCCCAGAUUUCACUUUUAAGUUUCAUUUCCCCAGAUUUUGUCCCGGGGAAGAGGCGGGGCGAGGGAUGAUGCUAAAUUGCCGGCCCGGAGAUCCAGAGGAGACUGGCUCGGAGUCGCUUCGGUGGACGCAACAGCCAGAGAUCCGGCAGCGGGACAGAUCGCCACCCAAGAUCUCCGCUCCGUAAAGGAAUCAAUAAAGGAAAGUCCCAGAUAACUAAAUGUUGAAGUCCUCUUCCUGGCGUGAUUCUCCAUCUGACCGGCGCGCUCGGAAAAUUAAGAACAGAUGCUCUUCAGAUGAGGAGAUGAAUAACCCAUGGAAUCCACAACAAAAUGGGACUAUAGGCACCAUCCCAUCACUGUUGCCAGAAGAAGCUAAAUCUAUACAAUAUUUUGCUACACAAAAUGUAUUUGCUCCAUUAAAAAUGGAAGGCUUUGUGUUCAGUCCCAUAAAACACGAGGAUGUGGAUCAACUGGGAAAACAAAACCAACCUAAUAAAAAACCAGAAAACACCUUAUUCAACCAAUACGAAGAGAAGAUCCGCCCAUGUAUUGACCUUAUUGAUACUCUGAGAGCCCUCGGAGUGGAGAAGGACUUGGCAUUGCCAGCAAUUGCAGUGAUUGGCGAUCAGAGCUCAGGGAAAAGCUCAGUUCUGGAAGCUCUUUCUGGAGUCGCUCUUCCACGGGGCAGUGGCAUUGUCACCAGAUGUCCCUUAGAACUCAGGCUAAAAAAGCUGCAGCCUGGUGAAAAAUGGAAUGGGAAAAUCAGCUACCUGGGAAAAUAUAUGGAACUUGCAAAUCCUUCAAUGGUAGAAAUAGAAAUAAGAAAAGCUCAGAACAUAAUAGCUGGUGAUGGAGUGGGCAUUAGUGAUAAACUAAUUACCCUUGAAAUUAGAUCUCCUGAAGUUCCAGACUUGACUCUGAUUGAUCUGCCAGGGAUUGCAAGAGUGGCUGUGGGUAAUCAGCCAGUAAAUAUUGGAGAUCAGAUCAAAAAGCUGAUUAAAACAUUUAUUGAUAAACAAGAGACAAUAAAUUUAGUGGUGGUUCCAAGUAAUGUUGAUAUUGCCACAACAGAGGCACUGAAAAUGGCCCAGGAGGUGGAUCCAAAUGGAGAGAGAACGCUUGGGAUCGUGACAAAGCCUGACCUGAUGGACAGAGGAACUGAGGGGACAGUUGUGAACAUAGUGAGAAACCAAGUCAUUCCCUUGAAAAAGGGAUAUAUGAUUGUGAAAUGCCGUGGGCAGCAAGAUAUCCAGUCCAACAUGACCUUGGCCUCUGCACUCAAGGAAGAGAGAGCAUUUUUCGAGAAACAUAAAUGCUUUAGUAUCCUUCUACAGGAAAAAAAAGCCACAGUCCCCUUACUAGCCGAGAAACUGACAAGCGAGCUUGUGGAACACAUUUCCAAAUCUUUGCCCACUUUAGAAGAGCAAAUAAGAUUUCAACUCCAAAAGGCAGAUACUGAAAUGCAGAGAUACGGCAAAGCCGUGCCAAAAACCGAUGGUGAGAAACAAUAUUUUUUAGCAGAGAAAAUUGAGCACUUUAUUGCAGAUGUUGGAAGCACAGUACAAGGAGAAGAAAGUGUGUCUGAAAAUGAAGCCAGACUGUUUACCAAAGUUCGUAAAGAAUUUCAGAAAUGGGGCGAAGGAGUUGCUAGUAGUGGCUUAAAAAUUCAAGAAUCCCUACUCCCUGAGAAGUGGAAAUUUGAAAAUCAGUAUCGUGGCAGAGAGCUUCCUGGAUUUCUCAAUUACAAGACGUUUGAGAUGAUUAUAAGGAAAUAUAUCAACAAUCUAGAAAUGCCAGCUGUUGUUAUUCUAACUAGAGUUACAGAAAUAGUCCGUCAAGGUUUUGUGGCGAUUGCUAAAAGCCAUUUUGAAGGAUUUCAUAAUCUUCAUUCGGAAGCCAAAAAUAGAAUUGAAAGUAUUAUAGAGAAACAAGCAAAGGAAGCUGAAACUAUAGUCAAGAUCCAGUUUGCAAUGGAGAAGACCUUAUUCUGUCAGGACAAUCACUACCAGUCAUGCUUAAGAGCUGUAAAGGAAGCUGCAAGAGGGGGGAAAACCACAGCGAUAGCUGAAGAAGGCACUGCAAUCGCUGAAACAGCUUUUCAUUUGGAGGCAUACUUCAAGACUGUAAUCAAACGUCUCUCCUCCCAAAUUCCCCUCAUUAUCCAGUACUUCAUCCUCAAUAAAUAUGAAUACAGGCUGAAGAAUGAAAUGAUGCUGCUCCUGAGUCAAAGGGAGAAUUUGAGCCUUCUGAUCCAGGAGCGCACAGAUGCUGCUGAACAGAGGCAGUUCUUGUCUGACCGCAUUGAUCGUCUGGUUCAAGCUCGGGACCACUUAGCAAAAUUACUUGGCUAAAAACGUGUACUUCUGCUGCUGCUUCCGGAAGACUAGUGCGCUAGACAGCUUUUUGGUAGAUUAUAUCUCUGUUACUAAAAGAUGUGGUUCAUCACUUGCAGUUCGUGAAUCUGGAAGACCUUUGCUUACUCGCAAACAACCCUUAGUGCCGUGCUGUGUCUUAUGCAUUAAACUUCUCAAGGACAAACUGCCUCACAGCCUCACAGCCACUUUGACUUAGAUUCCAUCAGUUUGAAUUGUUCAGGAUAAUGGAAGGGGGGAGCAAUAUAUGCAGUAUUUUUAAUUUUUUUUAAAGGAGUGUGGGUACUCAUAAAUUGAUAAAAGUGGCAGCACAAAAUGGUUGUAAUGGGCAGCAAAAAACAGUGCUAUGUGGCUGAGUACUGUCACCCAAAAAGUGUUUAUGCUUUUAAGCUCCAUCAGAGGCAGAUUUAGAUUAGCUCAACCAGUUCCCCGUGCAGGGACCAAGGGGGUGCCUUCCCAAAGCCAGUAAGCGCUGGGGAGGCGGCGUGAGGCUGACAGGGUUGUGGAGUCCUCCUGCCUCCUUCCCAGAAGCCUUUGGGAAGGGGGGCAGGCAAGUCACAUUUUGAGCUAUUAUUUUUACAAGAUUGCCAUGCUCUUCAUGCAAAGAAUAGCAACCACUUAUCACAUAUCUGCUCUUGUGUGUUGAUGGGUGCAUUAAUUUCUGAAUAGGGGAUAUUAUGCAGUUUUAUUGAAAUCUGUUGUGGCCAAAGCACUUGGAAUGGGAUGCAGCCUUGAAGCUGCUUGUUCAUCUGCUAAUUGUGUCCUUUUUUGCUUUUUUACUGUUUUUGUCCUUC
Molecule: messenger RNA, 3324 nt
Organism: Podarcis raffonei (Aeolian wall lizard)
Lineage: Eukaryota; Metazoa; Chordata; Lepidosauria; Squamata; Lacertidae
Product: interferon-induced GTP-binding protein Mx2-like
Exons: 14
Coding region: 377-2509 (710 amino acids)
Biological process (GO): defense response to virus
Cellular component (GO): microtubule; membrane; cytoplasm
Molecular function (GO): GTPase activity; GTP binding; microtubule binding
Source: RefSeq, a predicted model, not a curated record